GGAAUUGAGAAAAAGCAAUUAUGAUUUGUGUUCUGUGGAGCACACUUCAAAAAUAUUUCCCACUAGGCUACCUAUGCUAUAAGUAACAGAAUUUAACAUAAAAGCCCAUCAUGACACAAUGACAUCCAAAAACGUCUUAUCGAAAUCAAAGCACCCCAUGUCCCCCCAUAAAAUCAUUCUUGAUCCAUCCCUGUCUUGAAGUGAAUGCACUAAAUUUAUCCCCAGUUUCACAUUUCACAUUUUGUGUAUUUUUUAAGGUGCAGAAGAAAGAUUGAUUCCUUCUGUGUUCUAACUCAAUCACUAAGCUUGUAAGAAACAGGGCCAGGACUCAAGUGAUUUUGACUUUGUUAACGAUGCCUGGAGUCAAGAUCCGUGAUGAAGAUCGAGAAAAAAUCCCAGCGAAGUAUAUAUGUACUUACUGUCAUCACCAUCUCAUCAAUCCAAUGCAGACCAUGUGUGGACAUUUGUUUUGUAAAUCUUGUAUGGACAUUAUUCUUGGGAAUCCUGAUCCAAAAUGUCCUGAAGAUAAAGAAAAUUUGACCAAGGAAAACGUUUUCCCGGAUGCUUUUACGAAGCGUGAGUUAAAAAGGAUUCAUUUACACUGUCCGUCUGAAGAAUGUAAAUGGUUUGGUACAUACGAAGAAUUGGAGGGUCAUUCUCGUGUUUGUGAGCAUGCGCUCAUCAGCUGUAUUCAUAAACAGUGUAACAUUCAGCUACCUCGCUCUCUUUUUGGUGAACAUUUGAAGAAUGAAUGUGAAUAUCGAAAUGUAAAAUGUGAAUAUUGUGGUAAAGAUGUCCCGUAUUCUGCACUUAAGGAUCACAAAGAAAAUGUAUGUGGAAAUUAUCCCGUGAUUUGUAAAUAUUGCAAUCAAAUAAUACCGAAGAAAGAUACUGAACACCAUGAAAAGACGACUUGUAAUGAAGUGCUGACAAAAUGUGAAUUUCAAACCAUUGGAUGCAGUUAUGACAAAACUUUAAAACGAAAGGAGAUCCGUCAACAUAUGAAUGACAAUCUAAUUGAUCACGUGAGCGCCUUGUUACGAUGUGUUAUGGCAUUUGUUAAACAGUUAAGUAACUAUAUACCGCGUCCAGAGUUUACUACUGUUGUUCAAAACUUGGGUGACCGAAUCACUGCUGUUCGUGCCAAUCUUUCAGACAAAUUUUUGAUGUUAGUUGGAAAACUUACAGGCUUAGAAAGGAGAAUUGAGAGACUAGAAAGUCGUUAUGGGAGCAAUAAUAAUAACACUCAAUUGUCUGUAGAUGUUUCCUCGAUGUGUGAAAGGAUUGCCACCCUCGAGCGGCAAGCAAGAGAUAAUUCAUUCAUUAUAGUACAGUUUUACGAGCGUUUCGACCAUAUUGACGAAUCAUUUGCGCGAGUUGAAGACAUGGCUGACCAAGUCCGUGCUUUUUGUGUCAAUCUCUUUGAAAAAGUGGAAAUUUUAGAGCGCGAAGUGAGAGCUAAUACAUCUACUAUACAAUGGACUAGCGAGCGUUUGGACGAGGUAGACGAAUUACGUGUGCAAAACCCGGUUAUGGGAGCACAAAACCCGGCUAUGGGAGCACAAAAUGAGGCGCGCGAACUUUGAUGAAAUCAUACAAAGCAAUUAUUGCUAUUUUUCGUGAUUACUUGCCAAUUUAUUAUUAUUUUUCACUCCAGUAAAUGAUUUUUAUUCUAUUCAGUUUUACAUUUUAGUAAUUUUGAAGAAUUUUCAUUGUAUUUUUUUAUUUUAUCAUCCAUCCACGAUGAUAGAAUAUCCUUGUAAAUUAAUAAUACAAUUGUGUUGAUAUUAUGCUAUAUUGUAUUGUAAAUGUAAUUUAACAUGCAGCUUUGAUAUAGCAAGAUCAUAAAAUGAUGUCCAUUUAUUUGUAAUUUAUAUUUCUGUAAGUUUUAUCUGAAAAACUCCAUACAUAAAUAAAGAGUCUGUGAAGAGCUACCGUAUCUAUGUUCUGUAAGUACAAUUAAAUAAAUAAAAAAGAAAUUGCUAAUUAAAUGUAGCGUAAGAGAGCCA
This is a messenger RNA of Xenia sp. Carnegie-2017, 2009 nucleotides long. Its product is annotated as TNF receptor-associated factor 5-like. Gene Ontology annotation, molecular function: zinc ion binding. Gene Ontology annotation, biological process: regulation of canonical NF-kappaB signal transduction; positive regulation of JNK cascade. The transcript is spliced from 7 exons. NCBI's taxonomy places the organism in Eukaryota, Metazoa, Cnidaria, Anthozoa, Malacalcyonacea, Xeniidae. Gene Ontology annotation, cellular component: plasma membrane signaling receptor complex. The coding region runs from base 354 to 1586 and encodes 410 amino acids. The record is from RefSeq and is a predicted model, not a curated record.